Phaedon cochleariae (mustard beetle) is the source of this 990-nucleotide messenger RNA. NCBI's taxonomy places the organism in Eukaryota, Metazoa, Arthropoda, Insecta, Coleoptera, Chrysomelidae. The record is from the annotation of a GenBank genome assembly.
AUGGAGUCACUGAUUGAGACUGAAAAUGGAGAAUAUAUGUGGUUGAAUCCAGAAACUAAUUCCUAUGAAGUGGUGGAAAUAUAUGAUGGUGGGAAUGGGUUCCAAGGAAAAUCUCUGGAGAAAACUACUUCCCCUGGAUCACGUCAAACAAAUGUUACUGUGAUGAAAUCAAACUUAUAUUGUUCUGGAAUGGGCCAAUCAAAACAGAACAAUCCGGAGAUAUUGCCAGAAACAAUCCAAACCCAUUUGGCUAUGAUGCAACCUCACAUACAACCUGGAACAAGCAAGUCCAAUCAUUUUGGUACUAUACAAAACAAUAAUUCUGAGAUAUUGCCAGAAACAAACAAAACAACUUCAUUGAUGAAACCAAACACUUGGAGUGACAAUCAGACAUUGAUGUUUCUAGAUCUAUGUUCUGAAAACAAAGAAAGAUUAACCAAUGUCAAAUAUAAAAAGACAGAAGUUUACAAAGACAUUGCCAUAGAGUUACAGAAUAAGGGCCACUAUUUCACUGCAGAUCAGUGUGCUAAUAGACUCAAGACACUCACUGCAAAAUACAAACAAAUAAGGGAUCACAACUCUCAGUCAGGAAAUAGUCAUAAGGACUGGAUAUUUUUCGACUCUAUGGCUGAAUAUUUUGGUGAUAGGCCUGGAAUCACUCCCAGAGCAGUUUGUUCAAGCAUAAGGUUGGCAGAUGAUGCUGUGCCAGCUUCUUCACAGACUCGUACCAAUGAGACCUUCACUGCUGAGACUACUGAGAAUAGUGGUAAAAAAAUAUCUACUGACUGCACACGAAAAGUCAAGAGAAUUUGUAAAAGAAUUUCACCUAGAGUUGAGAUGGUGAAGUGGCUACAAGAAUACAAGAAGGAGGUUUCAGAAAGAGAAGAAAGAAGAAUUGCAUUGGCUAGAGAGCAGCAUGCAGAAAAUAAAAAAUUCAUGGCAGAUGUGCUGAAUCUGAUAAGAAAAGAUGAAAGUCUGGACAGCAAAUAA